UAGGACAUUUGCCAUUUUGUAGUCUUUCUUGCAGGGCACAAUUGCCCAAAGAGCGACUGUCCCUCACAAAUAGGGACAGGUGGUAACCCUAGCUAUUGUUAAUAUGCUUUGUAGUAAAGGUAUAAUGGAAUACAUUCUCUUGGUUACGAUAUCGGUGACGUCUUGUCUGCCCAUUGGAUACCGCUAACUAUACGCCCCAUUGUAGCAUGUACUUCUGACCUGGAGCAAUCACUAUAAAGAAAAGCUUUUGCGAAUUGCAUUUGUUGAAUACUGUUAUUUAUUUUGUUUCAUUCAGGUUAACAUGAACUUUGCAAGUGUUGCUGUAUUUCGGAAAAUUAGACCACCAGAUUUCGGCUGUAUGGUUAGAAUCACUGCUUGCAUCAGUCCGUAUAAUAACUUCAGCAGGUCAAUAAGUACUAGCAAGCUUCUUUGCAAACAGGAGGAUGUCUUUAAAGAUUUGGAGAAGGAGUUUGUAAAGUUUCGGCAGAAAGUAAAAGAUGUUCUUCCUGGCAGCAAUUGGACUCCCUUCCAUGUCACACCAGGACUGCCCCCUGAGCGGGCAGACAUUGUGAUUGUUGGAGGUGGUGUAAUGGGAUGGUCUAUUGCAUACUGGCUAAAGAAGAAAGAGAUGAUCCGAGAUGCAGUCCGUGUGGUUGUGGUGGAAAGAGAUCCAUCUUAUUCCAGAGCAUCAACAGUGUUGUCGGUGGGUGGAAUUCGCCAGCAGUUUUCCAUGCCAGAAAAUAUCCAGAUGUCUUUGUUUGGGUGCAGUUUUCUUCGAAACAUAAACGAGCACUUAGGAGUGGUCAAUGAAGAACCUGUUGACAUCCAGUACAAUCCCUGUGGCUACCUUUUUGUGGCUAAUGAAAGUGGAGCGACAAUUCUGGAGGAGAAUUACAGGAUUCAGAAAGAAGAAGGAGCAAAGGUUGUGCUUCUGACACCAACUAAGCUAAAGGAGAAAUUUCCAUGGGUGAAUACAGAUGGUGUGGCUUUGGCUUCAUAUGGGCUAGAGAAUGAAGGCUGGUUUGAUCCUUGGAGUUUACUUAAUGCUUUUCGCAGGAAAGCACUUUCUAUGGGGGUGUAUCAGUGUUUUGGAGAGGUCACUGGAUUCAAGUACUCCACAAGGGAAAUGGUCACAUCAGAUGGAGAACCAGUUGUAUUUAAACGAAUCCACCACGUGAAUGUGCAAAUGCCAGACAGCAAAGAAUACCAGCCUGUAGAGUGUGCUUUGGUUGUGAAUGCUGCGGGAGCUUGGUCUGGAAAGGUUGCAGAAAUGGCUGGCAUUGGGACUGGGCUUCCCAAUUCAGUAGAUGCGGUGAAACUUCCUGUGGAACCAAGGAAAAGGUUUGUCUAUGUGUUUCAUAGUCCUGAUGGUCCUGGACUGGACUGUCCGCUGCUCAUUGACUACACUGGUGUGUACUUCAGACGAGAAGGACUGGCAGGAAACUACAUUGCAGGACUUUCUCCAACUGAGGAAGAGGAACCAUCUAUCAGUAACUUGGAAGUAGAUUAUAAUUUCUUUCAUGAAAAGAUCUGGCCUGACCUAGCAUCACGAGUGCCUACAUUUGAAAACCUCAAGGUUAAGAGUGCCUGGGCUGGUUACUAUGAUUACAACACAUUUGAUCAGAAUGCUAUCAUUGGCCCACAUCCACUUGUUAACAAUAUGUACUUUGCUACUGGCUUCAGUGGACAUGGACUUCAGCAUUCUCCUGCCACUGGAAGGGCAGUGGCUGAACUCAUCUUGGACACCUGUUUCAAAACCAUUGACCUCAGUGCCUUUUCAUUUGGAAGGCUGUGCUAUGGGGAGAAAGCCCUUGAGAGGAAUAUUGUGUGAUAAGUACUGAAAUAUUAUGUGGCUGCUGAUUCCUUUGAAUUGGUGGUUCUUCAUUUAGGACUGACAAGCUGACCUGGAAAUGGUUAAGUAUGGGAAUGUCGUAUAUACUCAUAUCUAAGUGGUAUAGCUGACAUUUCAUUAUUCUAUAAUACUGCUGUAAUUGUCAGUGAUGAGAAGUGAUACUUGAGACAGUUCUAGUUUAUUUCAACUUACAAUGAUAUCCGAGUGAUCACAUGUAAAGCAGUAUAUUAAUUCAGAGUUGAGGACUGAUGAGACGGUAAUACUUUGAGACUGAGAAUUAAGUAUAUAUAUAUAUAUAUAUAUAUAUAUAUAUAUAUAUAUAUAUAUAUAUAUAUAUAUAUGUGCAGCUCCAAAUAAAUAUAGGUGCAGAUCAAUGUAGCCCUACAUGAUACUUGAAGAUAUUUGUUAACAAAAAGCUGCUGAUCAUCUUUAGCUAAAAGCCAUUGAUAAAUUGUUUAACAUAUACUGAGAAAAAUAUUUAAUUAAAAUGAUUCUUGGAUAUUUUAACAGGCAAGAGUGCCAACUACAUUUUAUAAUAACAUUCUUAUUUAUGCAUUUAGUCUGGAGCAGUUCUUUCUACCCUUCUGAGUUCUUGAAUGACUGAUAUGGAGAACAACUAUCCCCACUAUAAACACAUUACAUUAUACAACUGACAUUAUGAAAAAAUAUAAAUAUAUAAUAUGGGUAUAUAUGAUAUGAUCGACUUACCAUAAAUUUGACUUUAAAUUGAGAUCAAAAUUUUGAGAAUGCAUAACAUUGACAAAUGACAUUGUUUAUGGCUUCAUAAUAUCAAACAAGCAUAUAUAAACAUGAAACGCAUCACAUCCACCUGUAUGUCAGGCAGAACACCAAACAAUGGCAGACAUAAGGAUUUCUGUGCCCAGCAUCAUAGGUGAAUGUACAGAACAUACCUAUCACAAAAGGGAAAAGAAAUAUUAUUCAUUGACUGUUAAUGUUUUUCAUCUGGAGAGAAAAAAAUCGAGGAAGUAAUGGUCAUGCAGGCUUAAGUUAGCUGAGCGAUGUGUGGGACAUGCUGUCAUGAAGACAAUGGCUAACUGAGAGAGUUAAAAAAAAUUCACUGCCCACCAUCAUUGCAGUGAUCCUAAUGAUGUACAAAGGUAUGUAACAAGUCAAGAUUUAAAACGGAUGCUGCUUUGCAUGGAGGUAAGCCCUGUUUGUUAGCAGUUGAUGUGCUAGCAAGUAUAUCAACAGAAAGUAGCAUAGCAUUGCCAAGUUGGAAGACUAUGUUACAGCAAGUAACCAGAGGAUGGAAAUCAAAGUUUAUCACCAGUGUAGUGCAGGAUAAAUUUCUGAAUGGCACAGAUGUAGAGAACAUCCCACUGAAGGAAGGAUCUUUCCUUUGCAAAGAAGUGUCUGAGGCUACAAUUAGUAACCACAUUCUAAUGCUGUCUACUUUAGAGAAUACUAGUUAUAUGAGUACAGCUACUGUAUUGCUUAUGGAUGGAGCAUUUCUUGUGAAAGGACGUAUGCCGCCAGCUAUAUACUGUACAUGGAUUCUUGCACUAUCAUGGCACUACUAAAACUAUGCCAUUAAUUUGUUGUUUGAUGAGCAAAAAGUCCUUAAAGGCAUACAGUUACCUAUGACAAUGCAUGCUCAAGUUGUUAAUUAGUGUAAACCUAGCAUCUAGGGUAUAGUACAUGCUUUGCAACUUUGAGACAGCUGCUAUGAAGAGCAUUAAGUUGAACAUUAAUGGGGCUGUGCCUAAAGGUUGUCUAUUCCAUUUCAGGCGACAUUUCUGGUGAAAAGUUCAAAAUCUCUGACUGGCAUUGUGUUACUUUUCAAUUGUCAAUGAAAAAUGUGAUUUCAUUGGCAUUCUUGAAUGAACCAGAUGUAAUGGGUGCUUUUGAUACUUUACUUACAAGUUUUCCAAGAUAUUUUGAGGAAUGAUAUAUCCUCAGAAAACAAAGGGGAUUUGCAAUAUGUACUGUAAUCAGGUACUCUGUUUUCAUCAUUAUUUUCCAUCAACUUUGGAAUAUUGCCAUGCUGAAUCAAUCUGAUGCUGUCCUGUACUCAGAACUCUGUAGAGACGUGGCACAGGAGAAUCUUCUGCCUGUUGGGUAGGUGUAUCUCAGAUCUGACGUCUGUAAUGACAGCUCUUGUGAGAGAAGAAAAUAGAGUGGGAGAACUGCAUCUAUGUAUGUGUGCCAGGUGUCUCCCUCAAAAAAAGAGAGAUUUCCAGGAAAGGACUAACCAAUUCAUUGCUGAUUAGUCCACAGAUGACUACUUGAAGGCUAUAGCUGUGGUUUUAAAAAUGUAGAUGUUUGUCUGCCUCUUAAUGUACCACAUAUUACAUUUAAAUUCCCUUUUGAUUUGUUUCAGUGCAUGAUUUCACUUCUGCAGGUUGUGGUUUACAUUGCACACCUUCUAUGAGUUGGGAUACUGCUGAGUCAUUUUUCUCUCUUACUAACAUUAAACUGUUUCUUUCGUGUCACAGGAUUGGUAAUCACUACAUAAUGCUUAUGUUCACAGGGGAGGAUUUGUUUAGUUGCAUGCUGUAUGUGCACUGCUCUCUCACGUUCACAUAACUCUUUUUCAGUAUUAUGCUUCAAGCUGGUCAUUUGUUGAUGGUAUACAUUUCUGUAUGUUCUGGUCUUGAUAUAAUGAA
This is a messenger RNA of Protopterus annectens (West African lungfish), 4479 nucleotides long. It is a transcript of the gene FOXRED1, whose product is annotated as FAD dependent oxidoreductase domain containing 1. Gene Ontology annotation, cellular component: cytoplasm. The record is from RefSeq and is a predicted model, not a curated record. Gene Ontology annotation, molecular function: oxidoreductase activity. NCBI's taxonomy places the organism in Eukaryota, Metazoa, Chordata, Ceratodontiformes, Protopteridae. The transcript is spliced from 11 exons. Bases 302 to 1831 code for a protein of 509 amino acids.